Polypterus senegalus (gray bichir) is the source of this 2741-nucleotide messenger RNA. RefSeq names its product tRNA methyltransferase subunit 11-2 (gene trmt112). The record is from RefSeq and is a predicted model, not a curated record. The transcript is spliced from 5 exons. Gene Ontology annotation, biological process: rRNA (guanine-N7)-methylation; tRNA methylation; peptidyl-glutamine methylation. Lineage: Eukaryota; Metazoa; Chordata; Cladistia; Polypteriformes; Polypteridae. Bases 106 to 501 code for a protein of 131 amino acids. Gene Ontology annotation, molecular function: protein heterodimerization activity.
AGCUUUGCAGUUGGAUAUGUGAUUUUUCUUCGCCGGAACUGUGUCGUCUCGGGUGCGGGGAUUCAUUUCACCGUUGCACUUAACUCCGCAUGUUGCCUCCUUCCCAUGCUGCUGUUGUCAUAUCUGAGAAUGAAGCUCUUGACUCACAAUAUGCUUACCUCUCACGUUAAGGGAGUCACAAAAGGUUACCCGCUGUUAAUUAAGGCAACAGAGGUAAAGCUUACUGAUGUCGAUUUCAACUCAGAGUUUGUCUCGCGCAUGAUUCCCAAAAUUGAGUGGAGUGUUCUUGUUGAGGCAGCAGACACUCUAGGACACUUGAAUGAUCUUCCCAGGGACCUUCCCCCAGACUAUGAAAGCAGUGAGGACUUCCUGCGUAAAGUGCAUCAUGUGUUACUAGAGGUGGAAGUUCUGGAAGGAAAUCUAAAAUGUCCAGAGUCGGGGCGUGAAUUUCCAAUUACUAAAGGUGUUCCUAACAUGCUUCUCAAUGAGGAUGAAGUUUAAAGUAGUUCAUAUUCACUAUAUGCCCCCAGCUGACAUACAGACUUUGCUGAACACUGCGGUAGUGAAAUGGAAAUGCCAUAGGGGCGCUGCAAGGCCGGCUUCAAAAUAAAUCUUCAGCUGCUCCUGUUCCUUCUGUGGGUACUAAAUGCACUGAACGAUUAUGGAAUUUUAAAACCUGCCUCAGCCUGUCAGGCUUCAGACACACUUAUUGAUUUCCUUGUGUGUUUGUUUUGAGACUUGAUUAUGUAAUGGAGUUACAGAAAAGAUGUGUCAGCAUGCAUUUGCAAAAGAGGAGAGAAAAUAGGUGAAAGUUAAUAGCAGGAUGUUAAAGGAUUGGGCCAUUAACUUUCACUUUUUCUCUCUCUCUCUAUGUAAUGUAAUGAUGACUUGGCAUGUAUUGGUUUUAUGAUGUUACUGUUUAGGUUUUUUUUUAUGUGCAGUUUUUUUUUUAUAUAUAUAUAAAAUGAGACUCUAAACAAAGAAUGGAUUUAAUUGCUAAUAAACCAAGAACGUUAAAAUUGUCUCAAAAAUGUGAAUUUGUAGAUUAGGGAUCAUUGCUAGCUAUGACGCUUCUUUUACAAAAUUCAAAUGAUACUUUAAAUCCUCAGGACAGGUAGGUAGAAAACUUGACAGGAACAAGGGACUUUUUAGGAACUCUGGGUCCCACUCCAGGAUAAUGAAUUCAUUUGUGAUAACAUGUAGCACAAGAGCUACUAGUACCUCAUUGUUUUGGUGGUACUGCUGCAUAUUGAAAUGACGUUAGCAGGUUUAACUUACAACCUUUAUACGUCACCUAUUUUACAUAAAGGUUACAGAUCCUAUAGUGUAGUGGGAAUGCAACACACCAAAGUGGCCAGUGACCACAAGUGGCCCAGGGCCUCCAUCUUACUGGAACUCAUUGGUUCCCGAAAACAGGUCGUAUGGUGGGAAAGUAAUUAUAGAUGGCACUUUAUGAUUCAUUUGAACUAUAUUUUAAGGCAACUGCCAAUAAACUGUUAAAAAAAGUUUAAAAAAUGAAAAUACCAGUAAUCUCCUCAGAGAAUGUAGAAGGAAGUGGAAAAAGGGAAGGUGACAUCUACUUGAAUUCUACUCACUGAAGUUACCACUGCAGUUAAAGAUUCUGGGGUAGGGCUACUAUAUUCCCUUUACACGGCAUCAGAGAUGUAUUUCAGUGAAUGCAGAAGCUGCUGUGGCAUCUGUGGUAACAUUUCAGGCCUGUCUAUUUGUAUUAAUAGUGUAUGUCAUUAAUGAGAUAUCUGAGUAGAUGCAGCAUUCUGCAGCAGUGGCUCUUUGUGUUUUAGACUGAAGUCCACUUUAUCAAAGUCAAAAGAUAUAAAGGGCCACCUAUGGCCAGCAGCCAUUCUUUACCAUCAAUUCCAUUUUCCAAUUAACAAAUUCUUUAUUUCUACAUGUAAAAAAUACUGUAACAACCUGGGGUGCAAAUAGAAAGUGUUGGCACACAAACUCAAUAUUGAGUUAAUAAGCCAGAAUAGGACUGUUUAUCGGAAAACACCUCCUCCAUUUUAAAAGCCUGAAUUAUUUCUGUACUGUCAGGAUGAACAGAAUGAAUAUUUAGGACUCAUUAGGAAGUGAGCCAAGAGUCAAAAUAUUGAGAAAGUCGAGAAAGAAAUGGAGUGCCAAAAUCCAAAACAUUAAGCAAGAUGGUUGUCCGAAAGGGAAAAGCGUGAGUUUUGAAAUGAGAAUAACAAAAUUAGAAGCACACAAAGAAAGGCUUAUUAGUUCUAGUAAAGUAUCCAAAUCACAGAUAGUGACUGGAGCGUCUUGUAUUUAACCUGUCAUGUAAAUGGCAUCACACGUGGCAAUGAUUCGACCCAUGCCGCCUACAAACCAAGAGGCCGCACUUGGCAACAAAACCCUAUAGAAACCCAACACAAGCAGAACUCCCACCCCCCUCCAGUCUGUUUCUGUAAUGAAUGCUAAUUCUUUUUCUGCAUUGGAUGUUGUCAUGUGCAACAAAAGUCUGGCAAAACGUUCAGUUGUCAUUGUCUUAGACCCAUUCCAGUUGGCCAUCUCAGUACAAAAGUUUAAGGAAGAUGAGUAGGCCAUCCCAGGGACCAUGUGGUGCGUGCUCAUGGACCACCAGUGAUCCACGGACCACACUUUGAGAACCACUGCUAUACGUGAUCUAUGGAGAACUCACCUUUAGUUUUAUUAUCAUGUGUUGGUUUUCAAGCUACACAUUUCUUUGUUGUCUUUAAUAAACAGCAACAUUUGUUCAA